Messenger RNA from Acipenser ruthenus (sterlet), 4055 nucleotides. Its product is annotated as potassium channel subfamily K member 16-like. Gene Ontology annotation, biological process: potassium ion transmembrane transport; stabilization of membrane potential. Gene Ontology annotation, cellular component: membrane. Lineage: Eukaryota; Metazoa; Chordata; Actinopteri; Acipenseriformes; Acipenseridae. Bases 286 to 1233 code for a protein of 315 amino acids. Gene Ontology annotation, molecular function: potassium ion leak channel activity. The transcript has 5 exons. The record is from RefSeq and is a predicted model, not a curated record.
UGCUUACAGGGGCGGUCACAUGAAGUUGCUGUUUUGCAACUUUAAAACGGAAACUCGAUAGUUUGGUGUCGAGACCGUUUCAUUUUUUAUACUUCGCACUUGUACUUCAAAUUGUUAAAAUUGAAAGAUUGUACGCUGGGCACCAUUGUUGAAUUACACAAAAUCGUCCUAAAAAUUUUCAACGUCAUUAUUAUUAUAGUUAUUAUAUGUAAGUCUUCACAGAUAUACUAGUCGUGAUAUUGUCAUCAUUUCCUGGACCUGUGUGCAGAAUCACGAUUUGAAGAGAUGUCUCAGGUGGUCAGUACAAGCUUGAUGCUAACAGGAUACUUGUCUUAUUUAUUGGUGGGAGCUGCUGUGUUUCAAGCUCUGGAACAGAAUUAUGAGAAGGAACUGAAGACGGACACCUUCCGUCAGAAGUUAAUGUUUCUGGAAAACUAUACAUGUUUGACGAAAGAAGCCGUUGAAAAGUUUGUAGAGGUAAUGACUGAAGCCUUCAAAAAUGGUGUGAAUCCAAUUGAAAACAAGACGUCCAAUUACAGUAACUGGGACUUCAGUAGUUCUUUCUUCUUCGUUGAAACAGUAGUGACAACCAUAGGAUAUGGGUACUUGGCCCCACGUACUGCAGGAGGCCAGAUAUUCUGUGUGUUUUUUGCCAUGUUUGGAAUCCCCUUGAAUCUGAUUGUUCUGAACCAUGUGGGGAAGACUCUCUCUUCCUGUACUGACCGGUUGGGGAAAAGGUUGUACAGCAGAGGAAUGCAAAAGAAAACGGUGAAGAUUCUGACCAUCAUUUUCUUCGUGGUGAUUGGUGUUGUCUUGUUUCUGGCUUUACCCCCACUCAUGUUCUGUUUGAUGGAGGACUGGAGCUACAGGGAAGGAGUGUACUAUGCAUUUAUCACUCUGAGCACCAUCGGAUUUGGUGACUAUGUAGUUGGUGUCAAUCACAAGCCAUACUACCGGGCACUAGUAGCUUUCUGGAUCCUUUUUGGAAUGGCAUGGCUGGCUCUCCUGUUUAAUUUACUGACUACUUUUUAUGAAGACACUGAAAAGAAAAUCUCCAAAGUGCACCAAAAGAGAAAGGCUGCCAAGGCCAAAAAGAACACGGCUAAUGGCUCCCAGCCGACCACUCCCGUUUCCGAAGAAGAAGUUGCCAUGGAGACUGAGGGCACUGCACAGCAAGCAACUGUCUCGUUUUUGGAACUCGACAACUCAAGACCAAACAGUCAGCUUGCAUAAGAGGCAAAUACUACCCUCAUGACCGAAAACAAACCAGUAGCCAGCUGUCACCCACAAGUCUAAUCAGACAUAAGUUCUGUCAAGUAUAUUUAACAUUCAGGGCUGACUACUCAUAAUACAUUCGACAAGCAGCUAGUGAGCUGUGUGAUUCAGUCAGGACAGUACCUACUGCUAGUACCUACUACAAGGUCAAAGAUUGCUUGCUAUCUGUGCUGUGGGUUUUGGAUGAACAUCACAGUGAGUUGUACUGAAUAUAACAUUCAAGCCACUGUUUAUACCCAGCUCUUUGCUUUCUUCAUUUAUAUCUCUUGAUGAAGAUGAAAGCCCAACAGAUAAACAUCACAUCACAAGUUUAUAUAGUAUUGUACUGCUUCUCUUUUAAGAUAAAAUAAUGAUGCAUGCUUUCACCAAAGAAAGUACAAAAAGGAACUUCAAAAGGGCCCCAUUAUAAACUGACACUGUUUGAAAUCUUUAUAGUUCCUCUUAAUGCCUUGUUGGUUUGGGGGAUGUGGAUAGUUUUUUAGUCUGUCAAGAAAGGAAAGUAAAAUGUGUGCUCUGAGGUGGUCUAGCUAAGCUACUGUUCCUGGUGGAGCAAGAAAGUAUGUUACUUAGAAUGGGCAUUGGACUUUGCCUAUGCAAAUACAUGUACAAAUAGACAGAGGGCAGAUUCAUUUGUGUAGUUUAGCAGCUUACUUUUUAGCAACUGCUGAACUUACUUAUAGAAUAUCUUUUCAUAUCUAUAAGUGAGAGUAGGUAGGGAGCAUUGACUCCAAGGUACAGCAGUGGCAGCGGAUUUCAAAUCUGGGGCUAAACAUCAAUCCUAUGAUAGAUUAACAAAUGUUUUGGCCUACUGUGUAGAGUAUCAAAAUAUGUAUCUAAAUGGUGCAGGAUCAUUGUUGUUAAAAAGCUUCACUUAUAAACUGUUUAUCAAUGCUGUUACUUAUAGAACUUUAAUUUGUGUUGCCAAAACAAUUCCCCAAGUGUUUCAAUAUAAAUCAGUGUGUUUGAAGAGAUCAACCAAACUACAAUAUUAGGAUCUUCUAAUAGAGGUAAAACGUUUCAUAUUUUGAUACAGCAAUAGUUUUGCUGUGAUACUUCUUUUAACUAAGACUAAUAUCCAUCAAUAGUUAUAAAGUACUACUUACAACAUCUGUUUGCUUGUGGUAUUAAAGUCAGUAUCUAUUUUUAACGAAAAAGGUUUCAGUUCUUUUAAGUAACAAUAAUUGCAGAAGUUAGUUUGCAACAAAAGUGCUUACUUGAAUCUGUUUUUGUUCUGGUGUUACAGCAUCUAAACCCAGCUGUAGCUGAUACAGAUUACUUUGAUGUGCUUCUGAAAACUUUGAUGGUGUUUGCAGUGCUUGGUUCAUACAUCCUUGUUGGCAGGAUGUUGUUGCUGUCAUUGUUAUUUCUUUGCUUAGACAAUUCAACAUAAUUAAUUCCACAGCCUUAUGUGUAUACACAUAUAUAUUUAAAGACUGUUAACUGUGUCUUCUCUGAACCAUUGCGGCUGCAAAAGCUUCUGGAACAGACUUACUGUUAACAUCUUCAGCUAAAGGGUUCAGUGUAAAACAAAUAUAUAUAAAUACACACAUGCAACACUUUCAAGUUGCAAAAAUAGGUACAUGCUGCUAGCUACCACGUUAGGGCUCAGUGCUGCUAUUAUCCAAUUGACUAUAGGCUUUUUUAAUAAAACGUAGUUGCAUCUAAGAGAUAGUACAUUAUUGUUCUGGGCAUUUUCUUUCUAGUUUUAAACUAAGUCAUUUAUUUUAACUUUAAGGGGUUCACCUACUGAGGGGCAUUGGCAACACAAGGGAAGUUGCUAUGGCAUUCUAUCCUAAACUAUAGGUCAUUGUUUUAUAUAAAGUCAUACAAUUCUUUUAUGCAAAGUAUGUUCCUUUAAGUAAUUCAAAAUUAACUUUAAUGACUCUUAUGUUACUAAGAAACACCCCUCCCUCUAUAGCUCAAACAAUCCUACAGAUGUCAGGACUGCCCAGUCCCUGACCACAUUCCGGCGCCUCCUUAACACUCACCUCUUCAAACAGCACCUGUAGAACUCCUCUGUUGUAUCCUGGGACACUAUCACCCUUCAUUUAAAUGUGCUUUAUUUUGCUCUUAUCUGCCCCCUAUUUUACUGCAUUUAAUCCUGUACUUCAGAAUAUUGUAAUCUGCCAAGUGUUUAACCUGUAGUAUUUUGUACUUAAUCAUAUCCUGAUGUAACUAUCACUAUUAUCUGCUGUAUUAUUGAAUUGUGGUUUGUCACACUUGAACAAAAAUUAUUGUAUUUCUUGCUCUUAUUGUAUUACUUGUAUUGUAACACUUGAAUGUAUUUGCUUGCGAUUGUAAGUCGCCCUGGAUAAGGGCGUCUGCUAAGAAAUAAAUAAUAAUAAUAAUAAUAAUAAUAAUAAUAAUAAUAAUAAUAAUAAUAAUAAUAAUAAUAAUAAUAAUAAUAAUCUGCUUCUGCCAAGCUGGAUCAACGCUUGGUCAAUAAAGAAAACUAAACAUGCUUUAAGAUAAAAAAAAAAAAUAAAAAAAAAACAACCUUUGACAUCAUACCUCUAAGCUUGCCAAGACAGAUUGAAAAAAAGACUUUACAGUAAUGUCUAUGGAUCUGGAGCUAAGUGGUGAUGGGGUUUAAAAACAUAAAGGCUACCCAACUGCUGUUUAAAAUGUAUAUAAUGCAUUUCUAUCAUUGUAUGCUUAUUUGCGCAUUUUGUUAGCUGAAUGCAAAACACAAUAAAUUGUAUCAGUAGUGAUCUGCUGGUUGUACAGAACAGUUCAGGUUUAAAUAACAACAUUAAUCUUCAAAUAAAUAUUAGGUGGUG